Penicillium waksmanii is the source of this 1368-nucleotide messenger RNA. RefSeq lists its product as uncharacterized. The coding region runs from base 1 to 1368 and encodes 455 amino acids. Gene Ontology annotation, biological process: phospholipid catabolic process. Gene Ontology annotation, molecular function: hydrolase activity, acting on ester bonds. The record is from RefSeq and is a predicted model, not a curated record. NCBI's taxonomy places the organism in Eukaryota, Fungi, Ascomycota, Eurotiomycetes, Eurotiales, Aspergillaceae. The transcript has 2 exons.
AUGCACGCCGGCUUUCUCCUUAAACUCAUCGUAUUCACGAUCGCAGUCUCUGCUGCGCCGGCCCAAAGAUCUCACGCCGCGCAUUCUUCAAGCUCUAUUAAGAACCUGAAGAGAAAUAUCCAGAAUGUUGUCGUUCUGGAGAUGGAGAACCGCUCCCUAGAUAACUUAUUGGGCGGUCAGACAAUUGAGGGCCUCGACAACCCCAUCAAUAAUGGCCCCUUCUGCAAUCCUUACAAUCUAACCGACCCUUCACAAGGCAUGGUCUGUAGCAGUGCCAAGGACAUUGAUUCUAUUCUUGAUGACCCCGAUCAUACGAUAACCGGUAACAAUAUCGAGUUUUAUGGCACAUUUACCCCCAAUAAUGUCGAUAUUGCCAGCGGCAAACUGAGUCCGGAGCAGAAGGGCUUCGUAUAUGAGCAGCUACGUCAAUAUGAUGGAGAUUAUACCAACAGGACCAAACUAGCGAAGGAGAUCCUCAACUAUUACACCGAAGACCAGUUACCGGUCUUGACGAGCCUAGUGCAAAAUUAUGUCACUUUCAAUCAUUGGCACUCAGAUCUCCCUGGGCCCACCGCUCCAAACCGCGCAUUUGUCCUUUCUGGAACUUCCGCUGGCCAUGGAACCAAUGACGAAGACUUCAACGCAGACAAGCAUGGCCUCACCCAGCGCAGUAUAUUUCAACAGCUGUCCGAGACCAACCAUACCUGGAAAAACUAUUACACCGAUCCUGCCGAGCAAAUGGUAGAUGCCUGGUUCUUUGACUGGACUUUUGCCAGUGGCAACCAGCAGCUAGCCGUACCUUUGAAUGAGUUUUACUCCGACGCAGCAGCUGGUACGUUACCCGACUUCAGCUUCAUCGAACCAUCGUGCUGCGGCCAGGGCACGACCUCAAUGCACCCGACGGGCCUAAUCUCUGAUGGCGAAACCCUCAUUAAAGAUGUCUACUCUGCGCUUCGAGGUAGCCCCAAUUGGAAUCAAACCCUCUUUAUUUUGACCUUUGACGAAACGGGCGGCUUUCACGACCACAUUCCGCCACCUUUGGCGCCACGACCUGAUGGUUUUACAUACACCGAGGUAGCUCCGAAUGGUGAGAAUUACACAUUUUCCUUUGACCGACUAGGGGGUCGUGUCCCGACGCUCCUCAUAUCACCGUGGGUGGCCAAGGGCUCAGUGGAGCAAAAGGGUACCAACUCCGAUGGAGAGGCGGUUUCGUACUCCGCCUCGUCACUGCUCAGGACACUAGGAUAUCUCUGGGACUUUGAACCAUUUACGCCACGUGUAAGUGGCUCUGCAUCAUUUGAUCAUCUGAUACAAAGCACAAAACGAGAUGAUACCCCUUUUUCGCUCCCAGCGCCGAAGCACUUUUAA